Molecule: messenger RNA, 1824 nt
Organism: Engraulis encrasicolus (European anchovy)
Lineage: Eukaryota; Metazoa; Chordata; Actinopteri; Clupeiformes; Engraulidae
Product: nuclear factor 1 B-type-like
Exons: 11
Coding region: 8-1546 (512 amino acids)
Biological process (GO): regulation of transcription by RNA polymerase II
Cellular component (GO): nucleus
Molecular function (GO): DNA-binding transcription factor activity, RNA polymerase II-specific; RNA polymerase II cis-regulatory region sequence-specific DNA binding
Source: RefSeq, a predicted model, not a curated record
GGUAGCGAUGGCUGGUAAGCCCGGUGACAGCAGCAACAUCAAGUGGCAGCUGUGUUAUGAUAUGUCAGCACGGACCUGGUGGAUGGAUGAGUUUCAUCCGUUUAUCGAGGCCCUGCUUCCGCACGUGAGAGCCAUCGCCUAUACAUGGUUCAACCUGCAGGCCCGCAAGCGCAAGUACUUCAAGAAGCACGAGAAGCGGAUGUCCAAGGACGAGGAGCGCGCGGUCAAGGACGAACUCCUGUCCGAGAAGCCCGAGAUCAAGCAGAAGUGGGCGUCGCGCCUGCUGGCCAAACUCCGCAAGGACAUCCGCCAGGAGUACCGGGAGGACUUCGUGCUGUCCGUCACGGGCAAGAAGCACCCGUGCUGCGUGCUCUCGAACCCGGACCAGAAGGGCAAGAUCCGGCGCAUCGACUGCCUGCGCCAGGCGGACAAGGUGUGGCGGCUGGACCUGGUGAUGGUCAUCCUGUUCAAGGGCAUCCCGCUGGAGAGCACGGACGGCGAGCGGCUGGUCAAGGCGCCGCACUGCACCAACCCCAUGCUCUGCGUGCAGCCGCAUCACAUCACGGUGUCCGUCAAGGAGCUCGACCUCUUCCUGGCGUACUACGUACACGAUCAAGACUCGCAGCAGUCUGGAAGCCCCAGCAACAAUGAGCCAGGCAAGACUCCAGGUACUCCAUCCUCAGCUCCCAUUACGCAGGGUGCUAGUGUGAACUUCUCCAUGGCUGAUAUGAGUCAGCCCUACUACCACGAUCUCAACUCCAGCUCUGGACUACACAGAUCCCUCUCCUCCCCACCCGGCAGUAAGCGUCCGAAGACGAUAAUGGAGGACAGCAUGGAGACGAGUCCCACAGGUCCAGACUUCUACUCCUCGCCCUCGUCACCAGCCAGCGGCAGCAGAGCCUGGCACGAGAGGGACCAAGAUAUGUCCUCUCCCACGAUGAAGAAGCCGGAGAAGGCUCUGUUUAGUCCCCAGUCGCCACAGGAUUCCUCACCGCGACUAUCCAGCUUCCCACAACACCACCACCCUGGACUGGGGCAUAGCGUGAUUUCGUCGAGGAGUCCGCCCCCCCACUCUCCGCUGGGGUUCCCGGGGUCCACCAUCCUGCCCCCCGCCCCCUCCCCGUACUUCUCGCACCCCACCAUCCGCUACCCCCCCCACCUCAACCCCACCGACACCAUCAAGAACUACGUGCCCUCGCCGUACGACCCGUCCAGCCCGCAGGCCAGCCAGCCUAACAGUAGUGGUCAGGUGGGUAAGGUGCCCGGCCACUUCACCCCAGUCCUGGCCCCUUCCCCCCACCACGGGGCAGUCAGACCCGUCACUCUGCCCAUGGCCGACACCAAGCCCAUCACCACAUCCACCGAAGCCUUCUCGGCUCCGGGCACCCCAACAUCGAAUCGCUUCGUCGGACUCAGAGACCCAGCCUUCUUACAUCAGCAACAGCAGCCCUGGUACCUGGGCGAGCUUAAUGCCCUUCCAGGUGGGGAGCGGGACCCAGAUGCUGCAGCCAAGUGUCCAGAGCUACAGCAUAAACAUCACUGGUGAGACCGGCAACUGAGGAGCUCAGGAGCUGAGGAGCUGAGGAGCUGAGGAGCUGAGCCAACCAAUCACGAGCCAGGACCAGCCCAGCCCAGCCCAGCCCAGCCCAGACCAGCCAAUCCGGAGCCAAGACCCAGCCCAAGACCUGCCCAACCCAGCCCAGCCCAGCCCCACCCCCAGCCCAAUCAGGACCUGCCGGCCGCAUGACUGACAGGUCCCGCGGACAAACCAGCAAGCAGCACUUAUACAUAGAUUCUAUACGUACAGUAUACAGUACAGUACAG